Molecule: messenger RNA, 1041 nt
Organism: Spinacia oleracea (spinach)
Lineage: Eukaryota; Viridiplantae; Streptophyta; Magnoliopsida; Caryophyllales; Amaranthaceae
Exons: 2
Coding region: 21-1037 (338 amino acids)
Molecular function (GO): zinc ion binding
Source: RefSeq, a predicted model, not a curated record
UUGAUGCUUUCAGAACAGUUAUGCCAAAUGCAGAGACCAGAUACUGUUGUAGGCAUAUCUGGGCUAACUUCAAAGGCAAGUUUCCUGGUGUUGUGUACAAAGAGCAUUUCUGGAAGGCAGCUAGAUCUUCCACAAAGCACCAUUUCAACACUCACAUGGCAGCUAUAAAAGAGCUGAAUGAAGAAGCAUUUAAGUACUUGGAUGCCAUCAACAUCGCUCACUGGUCUAGACAUGGGUUUAGCACUGCUUCUAAGUCAGGAAUGCUACUAAACAACUGUUGUGAGAGUUUUAAUAAUGUGUUGAGGGAGGCAAGGGCAAAACCAAUCCUACAGCUGAUGGAGUGGGUUAGGAGGUAUGUCAUGGAGAGAUUCAAUUCAAAAAGGGAGGGACUGAAGGGAUUUAAGGGUGUCAUUAUGCCUUCUGUUGUUAAGAUGGUUCAGCAAGGUCUUACGCAAGUGCAUAACAUGAGAAUCAGGCAAGCUGACUUACAUGAGUUCGAAGUGGACCAUGACCAGGACACAUUUGUUGUCAACUUACAGUCCAAAGUAUGUGGAUGCUACAGAUGGAGUCUUAUGGGAAUUCCUUGCUGGCAUGCAUUGGCAUGUAUUCAAACAAAGAGGCUAAACUACGAAGACUUCAUCCACCCUGCCUAUCAUGUUCAGACUUAUGCCAAGUCUUAUGCCCCACCGUUCAAAGGCAUGCCUAGUCAGAAUCAAUGGGAUCAAACACCCUACCCUGGUCCAUUGCCUCCACCUUACAGAAAAAUGCCAGGUAGGCCAAGCAAGCACAAGAGGCAUAAGGCAGCUGGAGAGGAUGAAGACAAGCAGCCUGUUAAGAGAACAAAGAGGCAAAACAAGUGUAGCAGAUGUGGUGGACUUGGACACUACAAACCUAAGUGUGCUAUGCCUGCACCACCUGGUGAAACAGUGGCAGCUUCAACCCCUGCUAGUGAUACUUUUGCUGGUCAGAUUGCAGCUCAAGAACCUUCUGUGGUUCAAUCCUCCCAAGGUGCUCCUCAACUUCACCCAAGUCAAUAACAAG